Bactrocera latifrons is the source of this 1975-nucleotide messenger RNA. RefSeq names its product probable sulfite oxidase, mitochondrial (gene shop). The coding region runs from base 168 to 1910 and encodes 580 amino acids. Gene Ontology annotation, cellular component: mitochondrion. Gene Ontology annotation, molecular function: molybdopterin cofactor binding; heme binding; oxidoreductase activity. The record is from RefSeq and is a predicted model, not a curated record. The transcript has 2 exons. Lineage: Eukaryota; Metazoa; Arthropoda; Insecta; Diptera; Tephritidae.
AUUUCAUUUUUAUGUGAAGGCUGUGCUGAAAACGACGACAUAUUUGGGAGCGCAAUAACACAUUCCAUUCACUAAAAUUAUUUAUAGAUUUAAGUUCAUUAUAUUUAAUUGCACCACAAGUAGUGAUAAUAAAUUUAGUUGCUGUGUUUAUUUCAGAUCGAGAUAAUAUGAUAGGCAUACGGUCUCUAAAGUUAACACCGCGAAAUAAUCAUGUGAUAUGCACAUCAGCUUUCUUCCUUCGAUUAGGAUGCGCAGAGUACAUACCCAACUAUCAUGCACAACAUCGUUUUUCACACAUUUCAAAUAAACAGAAUAUUAAUCCCAAACAAACAAUUUUGUACGCAUUUUUAGCACUUGGUGGAGUGAUCGGCGGUUUUGCCCUGUACGAACACAAAUAUAAACUAUUUCGAGUGAAAAUGGACGGAAUUCAUAUUGAUGAAAUCUCAAGCACAGAAUCAAAAGAAGAACAACCAGACUGGCAUAUGAAUGCACGAUCUGAUUUGCCAACAUAUAAUAUGGAUGAAGUACAAGAUCAUUGUAAUAUUGAAAAGCGUAUUUGGGUAACUUAUGGAAUUGGUGUAUAUGACAUAACAGACUUCAUUGCCAAACAUCCAGGUGGUGAUAAUAUUAUGUUGGGAGCGGGCAGUGCAAUUGACCCAUUUUGGGCUAUUUAUCAGCAACAUAGUAACAGAGAAAUUUUAACCCUUUUGGAGUUUUAUCGUAUUGGAAACUUAAGUCCAGACGAUACGAUAAGCACAGAUGAUAUGGGUUCCCCAUGGGCUAAUGAGCCUAAACGUCAUCCAGUGCUUAAACCAGCAUCAACUAGGCCAUUCAACGGAGAGCCGCCAUUAAAGCUUCUCGUACAAAACUUUAUUACCCCAAAUGAAUUUUUUUAUAUUAGAAAUCAUUUACCAGUUCCUUUUAUUGAUGCCAAUAAAUAUGAACUGGAAAUUGCUAUUGAAACGACAAAAUCGGGAACGAAGGAACAAAUUAAAACAUUAACUUUGCAAGACAUCAAAGGAUUGCCAAAAUACACAGUUACUGCAGCCAUAAUGUGUGGUGGUAACCGCCGCUCUGAUAUGACAAAGGUGAAAUCUGUUAAAGGCCUUUCUUGGAAUGCAGGUGCAGUGGGUAAUGCAACAUGGUCGGGAGCUUGCUUACGAGACCUUCUUUUGGAAAUGGGGGUUAAACCAAAUGAAAACUUGCAUGUUGUUUUAGAAGGAGCCGACCUCGAUCCUACUUCACAUCCUUAUGGCGCAUCUAUUCCACUUUCCAAAGCAUUGGAUGAACGUGGUGAUGUCAUACUUGCAUAUGAAAUGAAUGGUAAAACUCUAAGUCGUGACCACGGAUACCCUUUGCGAUGCAUUGUACCCGGAAAUGUAGGUGCGCGUAAUGUCAAAUGGUUAACUCGUAUCGCAGUCUCUGAAGCUGAAUCUAACUCACAUUGGCAGCAGAGUGAUUAUAAAGGAUUCAGUCCAAGUACGGACUGGGAUACAGUUGAUUUUACGAAAUCUCCAGCCAUACAGGCAAUGCCAGUCACGUCUGCAAUAUGUAGCCCUACAGAAGGCGAAGUACUCAAAAUACCAGCUGAUGGAUAUCUAACUGUACACGGAUAUGCUUGGUCAGGUGGAGGUCGCCGCAUUGUACGGGUUGAUUUGACCGCUGACCAAGGCAAAACUUGGCAUGUUGCAAAAAUUCAACAGGAAGAUCAGCCUGAUGGCCGACAUUACGGUUGGUCUCUUUGGACUGGUCGAAUCAAAAUGGAAACCACAUCAAAUGGAGAAGUGGAAAUUUGGGCUAAAGCGGUCGAUUCUGCAUACAAUGUUCAACCAGAAACCUUUGAAAAUAUAUGGAACUUACGUGGUGUACUUGCAAAUGCUUACCAUCGCAUAAAGAUCAAAAUCAUAUAAUUAUAAAUGAAGAAACCGCAUAUAUAUAUAUAAACAAAAUAAAUAUUAAUAAAUUAGCACAGUAA